This is a messenger RNA of Eleginops maclovinus (Patagonian blennie), 1623 nucleotides long. It is a transcript of the gene rpp14, whose product is annotated as ribonuclease P/MRP 14 subunit. Gene Ontology annotation, cellular component: nucleolus; multimeric ribonuclease P complex. Gene Ontology annotation, biological process: tRNA 5'-leader removal. The transcript has 5 exons. The record is from RefSeq and is a predicted model, not a curated record. Bases 1054 to 1443 code for a protein of 129 amino acids. Gene Ontology annotation, molecular function: ribonuclease P activity; ribonuclease P RNA binding. NCBI's taxonomy places the organism in Eukaryota, Metazoa, Chordata, Actinopteri, Perciformes, Eleginopidae.
GCGCAUGCGCUAUUUCCAGGGUUAUGCCACACUUCACAACACGCUAUAACCUCAAUGUGGAUGUAGUUGGUGAGUUAAAUCAUUAAAAACGGACUCUUUAUAAAAUGUAUCCACCAACAAACUGCAGUUAAUUUACUGUUAGGUGUUUUCAGCUGUGAGUGUAGCAACUACAAACUAGCAUAGCUUAAAAUAUCUAGUUUUCCUAGUUUAGCUUCUGUUUGACCUCCUGUAAGCUAGUUUUCAGUUUCAUGUUGUUGUUCUUUAUACAUAUUUAUAAGUGUCUAAACUUGAAUUCAUGCUUUUGACAUGUUCAUGACGUAAAUAUUUUCUGUCAGACUUUAAAUUAAAGGGUAAAUUAAUAUGUCAGAGGUUUAAUGUAACAGCACGUUUUGGAUGUUGUUAGCUAAGUUUAUUAUUUGCUAGUGUGAACAAAAAUGUGUUGCUAUUGGAGCGCACGAACAAAGUUUUAAAGGUUUGCAAACAUAUAUGUACUUAUUGAUCCUAAAUAGGGAAAUGAUUAUGUUACAUCAUGCAUUACAGUGGAGUAAACGCUACAAAGUAAACAGUUAUAUUGCAUAUUGAUGAAUACACAAUAUCCAAAUAUAAAGUAAUGAGUUGGAAUUGUAGGUUAAUAUAUGUGCAAAUAUGCUGCAUUAUGUAAGGAGCAAAACAUGAGUGGAGUCUGCCUAAAAAUGUAAGUUAUGAGUUUAGUAAAUAUUGCAUUUUAUUUUAUUUAAAUACAAAACUUAAGGAACCAGCCAGUAUUGAUCAAAUACUAGUUAUUACAAACUUUAAAAGUGCAACUUGCUUGCAAUUACAGUUUAAUUUCUUUGAAAGAGUUUGUCACUGUAGUUUUACUAAAACCUUUUUCUAUUUCCAGCAGUGGAUUCAACCACUAGUGAGUUUUUCCAGAAGCAUCACAGUUUACAAAGUUAAAUGCAUCAGUUUCUUUUUAAAAAAAACAUGUUGAGUUUAGUUAAUCUUCAUUCUUUGCUUUUAUAGUCGGAGCUGGUUGUUAUCUGUUGGAGUCCAAGUCCCUGAUGCUUUAAUAUAAUGAGCUGCGCUGACACCAAGGACACCCCUGCAGUUUACCAACGGGUCGUGUUGAAGAACGCCUCGCCGUACCACUACAUGAAGGUCUGCCUCGUUCUGGAGGAUGAGUCUACCCGCCUGAGUGCAGUCGAUCUGAAGCAGUUCAUCAUCUCAGGUCUGCACAGUCUGUAUGGAGAGGUGGGAGCAGCGUUGAACUUUGACCUGUUGAAGUACGAUGAAGAAACCCUCACUGCCUUUCUGCGUGUAUAUAGCAAGGGUUUUGUGAAGCUGUGGAGCUCCCUGACUCUGCUGGGCUCGUACCAGAACCAGGCCUGCGCCUUCAGAGUUCUGCAGGUGUCUCCGUUCUUGCUCGCUCUGACAGGAAACAGUCGCGAGCUGCAGCUUAACUGAUGGAGGAUGAGUUUCCUAUGGAGAAGAUCUUGUAUUAACCCACGGUGGCUCGGCCUCUCUCUACCCUUCUGUCGUCUGCUGCACGUCGGCCAGCGAGCCUCCCUCACCAAAGCGUUCUCUGCCCGUGAUGUGCAGCUGUUCGCCGAGCUGACGGGCGACAACAACCCGCUCCACCUGGAC